AUGAUUAUGCCUAAACCCGUAGCUAAAACUAUGCGUGACAAUGAUCGUCAUGUAACAAGAAGAGCUGCAAAUAGGAUAGAAGAUCAUAUACUGCGCAGAUUUGAGCUUGUCUUUGCUCAUUACGAUCUUCUUCUUCGUGUUCGUACCUCAUCUUCUCCACCGGCAUUACAAGAUUCACAAGAGUGGCUCGUCUCGCGGCAAUCAAGAGGACUUGAUAGCAUCUACGAUACAAACUUUGACCGACCACCCGAUUUGCCUCAUCCACGACGAAGAGCUCUUCGCCCUCCACUCAUGUCACUCCGGGCGAUGCCUGGAAACCGGAAUGAACAAAUCCGAGCUGGGACAGGUUCGGGUGCUCCGAGAGCGCCUAGAAGGUGUUCAGGGAUAAAUGUGAGAGAUGGAAUAUCACAUCAAAUGAUUGAGGAGGACGACAUUCAUUUGGAGGAGAGUUCUUUAGGACCUGGUGGAUUAACAAGAAGAACCGCAAGUUUUCAAGUACGUGAUAUUCACGCUAGUCAUUAUGGAAGAAUUAUUGAGAAUUUAAUAGUAUAA
This is a messenger RNA of Marchantia polymorpha subsp. ruderalis, 552 nucleotides long. NCBI's taxonomy places the organism in Eukaryota, Viridiplantae, Streptophyta, Marchantiopsida, Marchantiales, Marchantiaceae. The record is from the annotation of a GenBank genome assembly.